Molecule: messenger RNA, 2181 nt
Organism: Mesocestoides corti
Lineage: Eukaryota; Metazoa; Platyhelminthes; Cestoda; Cyclophyllidea; Mesocestoididae
Source: the annotation of a GenBank genome assembly
AUGGGUGCCUAUCUGUCUAGGCCAAAAACCGAUAAGGAGUCCUCGUCUUGCUCUAAUGAAUGGAUUUCAUACGGGUGUUCCUCGAUGCAAGGCUGGAGACGUUUCCAGGAAGACGCCCACAAUUGUAUACUAGACUUUGACCCCAAACGGACGGCAUCAUUUUUUGCCGUCUAUGAUGGACAUGGGGGUUCCGAAGUUGCAAAAUAUUGUUCCUUGCAUUUACCAGAAUUUAUCCGCUCUCGGCCUGAGUACUCGGCAGAAAACGUAGCCAUUAACCCAUCUGGGAUCUUGAAGAACGCAUUUGUUGACUUUGACGUAACGCUUACGCAAUCAAAGGUUGGUGCUUUUAUAACGUGUCUUACAACGUUUUUCAAUGCUGUCGACGCGAAGUCUGAAUUGAAGCUUAUUGCAAACCCAGACGCAGAUGACUCACCAAAAGCAGAUACUUCUUCAGAUGAGGAGAAUUUCAGACAGGCUAAUAACAACAUGUCAUCUGAUUCGCAGUAUAAACUCGGCGAAGACGAUCCUCUUUCAGUGCAGGAGAGCGUCGAAGAGAUAUCUGCGUUGCACGAAGAAGCCACCAGGCCACUUGAAGCUGUCUUGCGGAAGCAGUGCGGGGGUGAGAUCCCGGAGUUUAUACAGACGCUGCUGUCGAGUCUUCGACCCAAACCCGGCGACGCCAGUGGGUCUGGCCCGUCUACCUCCUCGUCGUCUAGCAAGCCCGUCGACGACACCAACGACGACACCGGUGCGCCACACGCCAAAGACAAAGACUCCGACGAUGCGAAGGCGGAAGCAAGUGUUCCACUCGAGAGUCAGUCCGAUAGGCCGGAGGAAGCGACAGGCGCUUCUGCCGACGCCGACGGAGACAAGACCGGUAAAGAGGAAAACGAGGAGGCAGAUGACGAAAUUCCUGUUGUUGUCGAUGAAGUCGAGGGCGAUGAUGAAGACGACGAUGACGAGGAUUUCGAAGUUGAUGAUGCGGAGGUCGAAGAGGAGGAAUUCGGAGACGAAGAGGACAAUUCCGACGGCGAGAACGAGGAUGACGAUGACGACGACACAGACGAGGUCGAUGAUGAGGAUGAUGACGACGACGACGAGGAGGGGUGUUCGGUGGGCGUGCUGCCGCGCCCAGUGGGUUUCAGCGAGCCCGGUGUGGACAGCGGCACGACGGCCUGCGUUGCCCUGGUCCUCCCCGAACUGGACGAGGAGACCGGCCAGCAACGGGUGUGCCUGUACGUGGCGAACGCCGGCGACUCCCGCGCCGUCCUGUGUCGGGCGGGCGCGGCGGUGGAGCUCUCUGAGGACCACAAGCCCGAGGACGACUUGGAGAAGGCGCGCAUAUAUGCCGCUGGUGGCACUGUCACCGCUGACGGCCGUGUCAACGAUGGGCUAAAUCUCAGCAGGGCGAUUGGUGACCACAUCUAUAAGGUAGGUUCGUGUAUUUCACUCUUGAAGCGCCGCACCGAUCUCAAAAUGGCCGACCAAAUGAUCACCGCGCUGCCCGACGUGACGCGCAGCGAGUUGAUGCCAGGCGCCGACGAGUUCCUCGUCAUUGCCUGCGACGGCAUCUGGAAUUCCAUGACGAGCCAGGCGGUCGUCGAUUUCGUCUACGAUCGGUUGCAUCCGGAUUCCGCCGAGGCUGGAGAACACGGCGACAAGAUGGACGAAGGGAAGCAGAAGCAGGAGGGGGAGAAGGCCGCGGCGGCGGCGGAGAAGAAAAAGGAGGAGGAGGUUGAUAAGGCAUCUCCCGCUUUCCUGGCAAAGAUCUGCGAGGAGGUAGGCAAUCUGUCGGUCCUAAUGCGACCUCGGUGUAAGUGGAGUUUCCAAACACUUGUGUUCCUCCUAUUUAAGCUAUUCGACGCCUGCCUGGCCUCGAACACCAUGGGAGACGGAACAGGCUGCGACAAUAUGACGUGCAUCAUCGUGCGUUUCGACAACCUCACCGGUCUCGCGAAAUGCGCAGUCACCCGCACGGUUGAGGCGGAGAAGGAGGAGGUGACGGAGAAGCUGUCGGAUUCAAACCUAGAUCCCGCUGCACCCGCCACCAAUGGAAACGACGCAGUCACGGGCGACAAGAUGCCCCUUUCCCCUGUAACUAAAAAAGCCCGCACCGAGGGUGAAGCGACAGUCGGUUCCACGGAGGUCCCCGUUAAUGGGAUCGUCGCGGCCUCUGAAUGA